Molecule: messenger RNA, 4008 nt
Organism: Dovyalis caffra
Lineage: Eukaryota; Viridiplantae; Streptophyta; Magnoliopsida; Malpighiales; Salicaceae
Source: the annotation of a GenBank genome assembly
AUGCCUUCUCUUCAACUUUUGCAAUUAACUGAGCAUGGUCGAGGCCUCUUGGCCUCUAGAAGGAAAUCUCUACUGCUUGCGGCUGGUAUCUUAGCUGCUGGUGGGACUGCUGCGUAUGUGCAGUCACGGAUUAGCUCUAAGAAAUCUGAUUCUUUUCAUCAUUCCAAUGGACUCAAAGAUGAUAAAAAGAUAUCAGAUAGGCUGGUUACUAAUGAAAAGAAAACUAUACAAAAGAAAGGAGGUUUAAAGUCAAUGCAAGUCCUAGCUGCAUUUCUUCUGUCUCAUAUGGAUAAAAUGGGUGCCAGGGACCUUUUGGCUAUGAUUGCCAUAGCAGUCUUGAAAACUACUCUGAGCAACCGAUUAGCGAAAGUGCAGGGCUUUUUGUUUCGUGCUGCUUUUCUCCGACGUGUACCGUUAUUUUUCCGUCUGAUAUCUGAAAAUAUCUUACUGUGUUUCCUUCUAUCAACCAUGCAUUCUACUUCGAAGUAUGUCACUGGGACAUUAAGUCUCUGUUUCAGAAAAAUACUGACAAAACUUAUCCAUUCACAUUAUUUUGAGAACAUGGCAUACUAUAAAAUAUCACAUGUCGAUGGCCGGAUUACUAACCCUGAACAACGAAUUGCAAGUGAUGUACCAAGGUUCUGUUCAGAGUUGAGUGAACUUGUCCUGGAUGAUUUGACAGCAGUUACUGAUGGUGUCCUCUACACUUGGCGCCUGUGUUCAUAUGCUAGCCCUACGUAUUUGUUUUGGAUGGUGGCCUAUGUAUUUGGAGCAGGAACCUUGAUUAGAAACUUCUCUCCUGCUUUUGGGAAGCUGAUGUCUAAAGAACAGCAGUUAGAAGGUGAGUAUAGGCAGCUUCAUUCACGUUUGAGGACCCAUGCAGAAAGCAUAGCGUUUUAUGGUGGAGAACAUAGAGAACGGUUUCAUAUCCAGCAGAAGUUUAAGACCCUGAUUAGACACAUGAGCACUGUCCUGCAUGAUCAUUGGUGGUUUGGAAUGAUUCAAGACUUUUUGUUGAAGUAUCUUGGUGCUACUGUUGCUGUUAUUUUGAUUAUCGAGCCUUUCUUUUCUGGCCAACUUAGACCUGAGUCUUCAACUUUGGGAAGGGCAGAAAUGUUGAGCAAUUUAAGAUAUCACACCAGUGUUAUAAUAUCACUAUUUCAGUCCCUAGGAACUCUUUCUAUUAGUUCAAGACGACUUAAUCGUCUCAGUGGUUAUGCUGACCGCAUUCAUGAAUUAAUAGCUGUAUCGAGAGAGCUGAGCAAUGAUGAUAAAUCAUCUCUGCAGAGAAGUGGAAGUAGGAACUACUUCAGUGAAGCUGAUUAUGUUGAGUUUUCUGGUGUCGAGGUUGUCACCCCAAAUGGUAAUGUUUUGGUUCAAGAUCUAACUCUUAAAGUCGAAUCAGGAUCUAAUCUGUUGAUUACAGGUCCAAAUGGCAGUGGAAAGAGCUCACUUUUCCGAGUUUUAGGUGGCCUAUGGCCAUUGGUUUCUGGCCAUAUUGUGAAACCGGGGGUCGGUUCUGAUCUUAAUAAGGAAAUCUUCUAUGUUCCACAAAGGCCAUAUACUGCUGUAGGCACUCUCCGUGAUCAAUUAAUUUAUCCUCUGACUGUAGACCAAGAGAUUGAACCACUGACCCAUAGUGGAAUGGUGGAGCUGUUAAAAAAUGUUGACCUUGAGUAUCUAUUAGAUCGUUAUCCACCUGAGAAAGAGGUUAAUUGGGGUGAGGAACUGUCACUGGGGGAGCAACAAAGGUUGGGGAUGGCCAGGCUUUUCUACCAUAAGCCUAAAUUUGCAAUUCUUGAUGAGUGCACUAGCGCUGUGACUACUGAUAUGGAGGAACGUUUUUGUGCUAAAGUACGAGCUAUGGGAACGUGUUGCAUAACCAUAUCUCAUCGUCCAGCUCUAGUUGCGUUUCAUGAUGUGGUUUUGUCCUUGGAUGGAGAAGGAGGCUGGCAUGUUAAUUACAAAGGGAAGGAUGCUCCAGCCCUGACUGAAGCUGGGACUGAUGUUGCAGGGGCUUUGGAGACAGAUCGCAAAAACGAUGCGAUGGUAGUCCAAAAAGCAUUUUCCACAAGCGAUAAGGUUACACAUUCGUAUAUUUCGGAGGUGGUCGCAGCAUCGCCUGACAUAGAUCAUAAUCUUCCAUUGCCCAUUGUUCCACCACUUCAAAGGGCUCCAAGGGCAUUGCCACUGAGAGUAGCUUCCAUGUUUAAAAUACUGGUACCAUCUAUACUUGACAAACAAGGGGCACACUUAUUGGCAGUUGCUUUCCUUGUUGUCUCAAGAACAUUUGUAUCAGAUCGGAUUGCCUCUUUGAAUGGUACAACUGUAAAGUUUGUUUUGGAGCAGGACAAAGCAUCUUUUGUUCGAUUAAUAGGCAUUAGUGUUCUUCAAAGUGCUGCUUCUUCUUUUAUUGCACCUUCAUUGAGACUAUUUGAUCCUUGCAUUUUGCAAGCUUUUGGUUGUUAUUUUAAUUUGUCGCCUGUGACAUGGGAUCAUAAGUUUGCUCUUCAUGGUUUCCGUAUCACUUAUGUUUUCCACAUGUCUAGCAAAAAUAUUGAUGCAGAUCAGAGAAUAACUCAUGACCUGGAAAAGUUAACCACGGACUUGUCCGGACUGGUAACUGGAAUGGUAAAGCCAUCAGUAGAUAUCCUGUGGUUCACCUGGAGAAUGAAGCUCUUAACAGGUCGGAGGGGAGUUGCCAUAUUGUACACUUAUAUGUUGCUUGGUUUGGGUUUUCUGAGGACUGUUACUCCUGAUUUUGGUGAUCUUGCAAGUCGAGAGCAACAACUUGAAGGAAUCUUUAGGUUCAUGCAUGAGAGACUGCGCACACAUGCCGAAUCUGUUGCUUUCUUUGGAGGUGGCAAACGAGAAAAAGCUAUGAUUGAGUCAAGAUUCAAGGAACUCCUGGACCAUUCCAUGUUACUUUUGAAAAAGAAAUGGUCUUAUGGCAUACUUGAUGAUUUUGUGACGAAGCAACUUCCACAUAAUGUAACUUGGGGUUUGAGCUUGUUGUAUGCCAUGGAAAACAAGGGAGACCGAGCCAUGACCUCGAAUCAAGGUGAGAUCAGUGAUCUGGCACAUGCGUUGCGGUACUUAGCAUCUGUUGUCUCUCAAAGCUUUUUAGCCUUUGGAGACAUCCUUGAAUUGCAUAAGAAGUUUGCUGAGCUUUCUGGCAGCAUAAAUAGAAUUUUCGAGCUUGAUGAGCUUUUGGAUGCUGCACAGUCUGGGGAUUCGUUGAAUGGUCAAUUAUCUCCAUCUAAGAACAGUGAGCUUUACUCAAAAGAUGUCAUUUCCUUUAUGGAGGUAGAUAUCAUUACUCCAGCACAGAAAUUGUUGGCAAGGCAGUUGACAUUUGAGAUAGGGCAAAGGAAAAGCCUGCUUCUCACUGGUCCGAAUGGAAGUGGGAAAAGUUCUGUUUUCAGAGUCCUCAGAGGUCUUUGGCCCAUUGCGAGUGGAAGACUUGCUAAACCAUCCCAACAUAUUAGUGAAGAGACUGGAUCAGGUUGUGGUAUCUUCUAUGUUCCUCAACGACCAUAUACGUGCUUGGGAACCUUGAGAGAUCAAAUUAUAUAUCCUCUCUCUCGUGAUGAAGCAGAACUCAUGACUCUGAAGUUGUAUGAAAAAGGUAAGCAAUCUACUGAAAUAUCAGACAUUCUGGACAUGUGUUUGAAAAAUGUUCUGGAGAAUGUUCGGCUAAAUUAUCUCUUGGAGAGAGAAGGCGGCUGGGAUGCAAAUUUGAAUUGGGAAGACACUCUCUCUCUUGGUGAACAGCAGCGAUUAGGCAUGGCUCGUCUAUUCUUUCACAAGCCUAAAUUUGCCAUCCUUGAUGAGUGCACCAAUGCAACAAGUGUUGAUGUUGAGGAACAACUAUAUAAGCUUGCUACUGAUAUGGGCAUCACAUUCAUUACCUCCUCUCAGCGUCCUGCUCUAAUACCAUUCCAUUCCCUGGAACUACGGCUUAUUGAUGGCGAGGGCCAUUGGGAGCUUCGUGCAAUUAAGCAAUGA